Acanthopagrus latus (yellowfin seabream) is the source of this 2547-nucleotide messenger RNA. RefSeq names its product solute carrier family 22 member 5-like. Gene Ontology annotation, cellular component: membrane. The record is from RefSeq and is a predicted model, not a curated record. The coding region runs from base 656 to 2335 and encodes 559 amino acids. Gene Ontology annotation, biological process: transmembrane transport. The transcript has 10 exons. Gene Ontology annotation, molecular function: transmembrane transporter activity. Lineage: Eukaryota; Metazoa; Chordata; Actinopteri; Spariformes; Sparidae.
UCAGCAGCGGCUGAGGAAGCAACAGAACCAGCAGAACUAACAGCCGGGCCAGCGAGGACAGAAAACAGGACCUGACUGGACUUGCUCCUGCGCCCUUUCCCACGCCACGACAAACUCCACUGCAGCUGCUGAUGUGACUAAUGCUCAGGCUGGAAAGCCAUCGUAACGCUCGUCUAUCGAGGCUGUGUUCAUUUUGGUAAAAGGCACGCACCAUUAAACUGAGGUAGGAUGAGGAAAGCUAACCGGGCAGCCACGGGCUACCCAAUAACAGACGAUCAACAAAAUACGGACACGCUUUAAAGGCCUAAAGUCAGUCACGGUACAAAAUCAAUGGGACUGUGAAAGAAAGAUUCAGGAAUCGAAGAAUAAAGAGCUAAGACACGUAGACACAGAGAGAGACACAGUAGACAACAGCUUCUGAUCCCACUGAAGUUCCAAAGUGGGCGUCAUAAGAAGCAGCUUCAUUUAGAUUCAUGUGUUACCAAACCCCCCACGCUUCUGGAACCCGAACCCACCGUGGUGACUUAUAAGCCUUUCUCAGAGCUGUAGUUCACACUCUCCUCUGAGCCUCUCACUAUUGAAGAAGUGUCUGCUUAUUUUCCCUCCUCUCUCUUUUUUUCUUCUUUUUUUGAAAACUGAUAAUUUUGGUUAAGUAAUGGGCAACUUAAAAAUUAGAGACUAUGACAGCAUUACAUCUUUUCUUGGAUCUUGGGGACCCUUUCAGCUGAAGAUAUUUUUAGCCUUGGCCGUCAGCAUUCUCCCGAAUGGUUUUGUUGGCACCUACGUAGUAUUUGUAAGUGAUACGCCAUCUCACGAGUGCUACAUCCCCGAAAAUUACAGCAUCAGUGAAAUGUGGAGAAAUGUGACAAUUCCAAUGGAGACAGUCGAUGGCACUAAGAAGCGCAGCUCUUGCUCGAGGCUUAACCUGGAAAUUGUAAGAAACUACUCCCAGAAUGAUUUCAUACCAAACGUGGAUGUCAAUGUGAGUGAAAUUCCCUUGGAGAGUUGUCUGGAUGGCUGGACGUACAGCAAGAAAAUCUACCAGUCAACUACCGUCACAGAGUGGGACUUGGUGUGUGAGAACGGAUACAAAUCUCCACUGGCCACCUCCAUCCAUUACAUCGGUGUGCUAGUGGGAACCUUUCUCUCAGGCCAGAUGUCUGACAGAUAUGGGAGGAGGCCGUCACUGUUUCUCAUGAUGGUUCUGCAGACCGUGGCGAUCGCAGCGCAGAUAUUCUCCCCGAGCUGGGAGGUCUUCAGCUUCAUUUUCUUUUUCGUGGGUGCGGGUGGAUACUCCAACUGUAUCAUUGCAUUUGUGCUGGGUACAGAAAUUCUAAGCCCAAAAGCUCGAGUGGUCUUCUGCUCUCUUGGGGUUUUUAUGGGUUCUGCUUUGGGGUACAUGGCAACGCCACUUGCAGCUUACUUCCUCCGGGACUGGCGGUUGCUGCUGAUUCCCAUGGCUGCCUCUAGUCUGAUCUACGUUCCUCUAUGGUGGUUAGUCCCAGAGUCUCCUCGCUGGCUGUUUAAUCAGGGAAGAGUGGAGGAGGCUGAAGCCAUACUGAGAGAAGCUGCCAAGGCUAAUAAAGUAGAGGUUCCAAAGGCCAUUUUUACACAAGAAGAGAUUGAAGAUGCACUCACUAUGAAAGACAAGAAAUACAACAUCUUAGUGAUCCUGAGCAGCUGCAAUGUCCUUUCUGUUACAUUGCUGUGUUCACUUCUGUGGAUCAUCAUCACCAUUAGUUACUAUGCAUUACUUCUCAACACAUCAAACCUGCAUGGGGACCCUUACCUAAACUGCUUCCUGUCUGCUGUGGCAGAAGUGCCAGCUUACAUUAUGGCUUUAAUACUGCUGCAGUACUGCUCCAGGCGCUUCUGCCAGUCAUCCACACUCUUCCUUGGCGGCGUUAUGAUCUUCUGUGUUCACCUCAUCCCAAUAGAUCUACCUGCUGUGUCUGUGUUUCUGGAGAUGUUGGGGAAAUUCGGCAUGACGUCUUCAUUUUGUAUUGUGUAUGCCGUUUCAUCAGAGCUCUUCCCCACUGUUAUCAGAAAUACAGCAAUGGGAUGUUGCUCCAUGGCUGCUCGGAUUGGGACCAUCAUCUCCCCCUUCAUCGUCUAUCUGAGACAAUACUAUCAGGCACUUCCAUACAUAUUGAUGGGGAGUUUGGCCAUUUCUGGUGCCUUCUUAUGUUUGCUGCUGCCAGAAACUUUUAGGAAGCCUCUGCCAGAGACCCUGCCACAAAUGCAGCAGAUCUGUGGGAGAAGAAGAAAGCAAGAAAAGGAAGCUGAAAAAGGAGAGAGCACUGAUGAAUAUCAGUGUAAAGAAUCCAAAUUAUAGUUGGUUAUGAUUUUUGUUUUGUUUUGCAUAGAUUUUUUUUUCCUUGUUCUUUGUUAGUGUCAAAGGUUCUGUCAUGGAUGACAGUGGUGGACAAAGACUGUAACUAGACAACAUCUGUUCAAAUGUCCCAAUUUACAACUGCCUUUGUAUCCUACUUUACUUACUGUAAACACAUUGCUUGCAAAGUGAUCAUUAAAAAUGUUUCAAAUGAA